CUGUAGUCAAGUAUUUCUCUAUAUUUAUUUAAUUUAUUUUUCAAUUAUUUAAACCUCCUUUCACCAUGUUGGAAGGAUUGCUAGCGAACUUUCUCAAUAGACUGUUGGGAGAGUACAUUGAAAAUUUUGAUGCGACGCAACUGAAAGUCGGUGUUUGGAAUGGUGAUGUUACUUUGCAAAAUCUACAGUUAAAACGAGAUGCUUUGAAGAAACUGGAACUUCCCAUUUCUGUUCAGUAUGGCUUACUUGAAAGCUUAAAACUAAAGAUCCCUUGGUCCAGUCUUAGAAAUAAGCCUGUGGAAAUCUAUAUUGAAGGGAUCCGUGCUCUAGCAGCUAUGGAUGAGUCUCCUACUAUAAGUAAAACAGAAGAUUUAUCUCAACAACUGGAAGCAAAACGCCGAGAAAUGGAGCUAUGGGAAGCAGCACAAGUUGGAACGGCUGAAGCUAAUGAUGACCCUAAUGCGCAAACCUUUACUGAAUCUCUAGUCACUCGGAUGAUUGAUAACAUACAAAUCAAUAUUCAAGAUAUUCACAUUCGCUUUGAGCAUUCAAACGAAAAUCAUGAUAGCGGAUAUUCCUUCGGCUUACUACUGUCCGAAUUCUCUAUUUCAUCUUGCAACGAUAUGUGGAAGCCAAUGUUUAUAGAGACCGAAUCGAAAACGAUCCAUAAAUUAUGUUCACUGAAAAAACUUGCUGUCUACUCCGACGAAACUUCUGAGUGUAUUUCUUCCAAUGACUUAAAUGAUAUGAUAGGGUUGUUUCAUGUUUUACUUACCAAUUUUGACCAAAGAGAAAAAGAAUUUUUAAUUUCCCCUAUUAUGGGCUCUGCCAAGGUGACGAUCAACAAGACCACUACGCCAGAAAAACCACGAUUUGUUACUGAUCUAUCUUUCGAGGGGUUCGACUUAACAGUUAGUGAUGACCACCUUGCAAGAGGGAUUUCGUUAAAUAACGAAUUUAACAAGAUAAUAUCCAAAACAAAUUUUCGUAGAAAUGUGAUAGGAGAUGCUGCUAUUAGCAAAUCCUCAGACUACCUUCCGUUUGUUUUCAAAAACAUAUUAAACGACAUUCGUGAAAAAAAUUACAUCAAGUCAUGGCCAGCAAUCAAAGGUUUUUGCGAAAGAAGAAAAGCAUACAUUCAUUUAUACCGGCAGAAAUUUCUCGCAACGAAUUUGUCCCCUGAAGAAACAAGUCAGUUGGAUAAUUUGGAGCUUAGUUUCAGUGUCAGUCAAUUAAAAUUAUUUCGUUCUCUUGCGUACAAAGAAAUAAAAAAUGAAGGGAUCGAGCCGAAAGGUCAGAAACAACAAGGCUGGACUUCAUGGAUGUGGAAUAGUUUUAAGGGUGCCUCUGACGAAGCUGGUGAGAUAACCGAUGACCAAAAGCAAAGGGUCAUUAACGCAAUUGGAUUAAAUGAGAAUAUGCUGAGUCCUUCUAGUUUUACUGAAACUCCUCCCAACGCUGCUUUAUUUGAUGUUACAUUCAACGUUCCCUCCGGAAGGUUUUCUUUGAAAAGCACUUCAGAAAAGUGUAAUCUCAUCUCUUUGGAGCUUUCUGAGUUUACUCUGAAUCUUCUGGGCACUAAUCAAAGCCACAAGUUAGAUCUCGUAUUGGGUUCUCUCAGGCUUUUUAAUGAUAAGCGCUCUCUUCUGUAUACAAGGAGUAAAUCCUCUUCUCUUGAUGCAGAAGCGUCUUCUCCGUUGUUUCACAUGACGUUCGAAAACCGAUUUUCUAAUGAUGAUGAUCGUGACAUUUUGAAACUUAAUCUCCGUACAUUGGAAUUCUUCCAUGAUCAGCCUUGCCUUAUUAAAGUCAAAAAGCUCUUUGAUGACUCCUUAUUUACUAAUGAAGGGGGAGCUCAAUUACUCCGCUUUGCAAAUAGCGCUGUUACAGAUUUGACUUCCCAAACGAUUCAUAAUUUACGAAACUAUAUUAACGAAAAACGAAAACUUAUUCUUGAUGUUCAGCUUCAAGCACCAUUAAUAAUUUUACCUGAGAAUGUUGAAAACCAAAAUACGGAAUCUCUUGUGAUUGACUCGGGUCUCAUCUCUGUUAAAACAAGUUCCUCAGACCAUAAUAAAGAAGGACAAAAAACAAAAGAAGAAGAAAUCCAAAGUCUCAUAUAUGAUGAUUAUGUGCUUACCCUGGAGUCAGCAGAAAUUUCUUUAGGACCACUCUCUUGUAUCCAUGACGACAGACUAGAGAUGAAUGAAAAGUAUCAGUUGUUGAAGGAAUCUUCAAUCAACUUGAAUGUGUCUAUACAAAGUGUUCCUUCUCCUAACUUUCCGAAAAUUCGAGUUUCUGGUGAAAUGUCUGAUUUGUUAUUUAAAAUCUCCGAUGCUCAAUAUUCCAUCUUGAAUAAUCUCAAAUCUACUUUUCUAAGUAAUGAGUCAUAUGCAUCUUCUUCUGAUCAAGGUUCUCUCCAAUCAUCAAAAUCAUUUAUCUCACAGGAUAGCAAUUACAAUUUUGAAGUUAAGGAGGAGGAUGCCCCACCGGAUUUGAAGCAUUUCUGUGAAUUUGAUAUGUCGUUAAAAGGAAUGAAUAUCGUUCUUAUGAGAGAAAGCGGUCAUUCUCAGCGGUCUCCUAUGGUAUCUCUGGAACUGGGUCAGCUAAACGUAUCUUACAAUCAAUACGAUACUGAACAAAAAGCAGAGUUAUCUCUCACUUGCGUGAAAGUGAAUGAUUUAACUACGAGUAACUCCGAUGUUUCUGGUCAUCGAAUAUUUGACUGCAAUUCGUCUAACGACAAUAUCACAAAAAACAAAUAUCCAUUAGUCAUUGAAUAUGUCCUUAAGUCGGAUCCUUCCUCAAAACUUAACAACAGUACGGACAUAAAUUUUAUCUGCUCUAAUGGCAACUUUUCUCUUGCCAAGUAUCCAAUACUAUCUUUGUUAGACUUUUCGUCAUCUUUCGGUAUGAGCAACAAUAAUGCGGAUACCGUGGCCAAGAAAGAAACAUCUUCUGAAGUGUCCGGUAAGACUAAUGUGACAUUUACUGUACAUAAUCUCGGAUUAGAACUAUUUGAAUCUUAUGAGCAACAUCCUAUAUGCCUUAAUAUAUUCAAUUUCCAUUCAAAUUUCGAUACGGCUAUCAAUAAUUGGGAAUUGCAAUCUCGCAUAGAGAAGCUUGAUAUUCGUGCCUGGAAUGAAAACAAUAAUGAAACUGUUUCAUUUUUCGAUUCAAGAAACGAUCAGUUUUUAGAUCUACACUACAAGAUGCAGCAAGCUGAAAACAAGGAUAGUUAUCCUGAAGCAAAACUAAACAUAAAAAUGGGGUCUUUCUUAAUGAUAUGUCGUCGGCAGCCAAUUGUCGAUAUAUUAAAUUUCUUUUCUGAUUUUAUACAAAUGAAAACUGUGGUUGAAUCUGCAAAAUACUUGGCUGAAACCGGAUCGCUCCAAGCCGAACAGGGUACCAAUUUCGAUAUAAGCAUAAGUAUCUCAAACCCCAUAUUCCGCAUUCCUCUUAGCUUGAAUAAUGGCUUACAAGCCAACGUUGACGUAUUACCCGGCAGAUUUUCUACGAGAACUAUAUCCUGGUUACCAAAUCUGUCGAUUGAACUGUUGUCAUCAGAAACAACGAUAAAGACAUUCUUUUGUGCCGUUUCAUCAGAAAAAGGAGAUAUCGAGCUUGAUGUGUUAAAAAAUCUUAACGUAGGGUUAAAAAUAUCGGUUCUACAAGAGAUAGUUGGAAAUUUAACUAAUUAUGACAUACGAAUUGACGGUGAGACAAGCGAUUUUUCUUUCCAGCUUUCGCAGGCUCAGUACUAUACUUUCCUUCAACUGGCAUAUGAGGCACCAAAAGCAUUGAGUAUAAAAGACGCAUUCUCUUCAAAUUUGGAUGCGGGAUCUGUGUUUUCUGUUCUCUCUGAUGAACUUUAUAAUAUUGAAGUAAUCAACAAAGCUAUCUCUCACUUUAGUCAGAAUACCAGUUCCAGUCUAAAUCUUAAUUUACAUCUUCCAAGGGUCAGCCUGAAUUUGUUUGACGGAAAUUUUGACACUGCAAGUGAUUCGCAAAAACCACUUUCUAGAUUCGUUUUGAACGCCACGAAGAUGACUUCUAGUUAUCACUUUGAAAGCGGCGUUUUCGCAAAGCUCACUAUGGAGUCUUUCGCUGUCGAAGAUGUUCGAAUACAAAAGUCUGAACACUUUUCCAGUCUUAUAAUGCCUUCUCAGGAAAAUGAAGCUCAAUUUUGUUUUACACUUACUUGGAAACCUAACAGCAGCAAUAUCCUUUUGGAAGGUGAUUUAUACCAGUCUCUUUAUGUUCUCUCGUUAGAUCAUCUUCUUUCAAUUUUUUAUUGCUUCGGGGGUCACGAUUUAGUUGGAAUGACAUCUGAGAAUAAUGAAGAUGUGUUGGUCGACGAAGGGUCUAAUAAAGAAGUCCAUGAAAACGAAAAAUCCAUUUCGUAUUCACUUAGAUUUGACGUUACACAGACUUCCCUGGUCUUCGUUGCAGAUGCUUCCAAUUCAAACUCCCAGUGUUUGAUUGCAAGAAUAGGGCAUGUCAGUUUAGCGAGACAAAUGUCGUAUUCAUUAACUAUACAAGACAUGGGUUUAUUUGUGUCUCAAAUGGAUAAAAUACACGGUGGUGUUCAAAUACUUGAAAAUUUCAGUUUUGGAUUUGGAUUAGUGCAAAAUUCCUCUGGUCAAAAUUCCUCUAGUGCUUGUUUGGACAUCGAUCCGUUAAUAUUUCGUAUUUCGAUAUAUGAUUUGCUUUUGAUGAGAAGUAUAAUUAAAUCUUCUACCCAGGUCAUUUCUAAGUAUAAACAGGAUUCGAGCAACACCACAUUAGAGGCAAGUGAUUUAUCUGACUUCAUUUCGCAAGAGAAACCAACGCAUGAAUCCCUAAUGGCUAUGCAGCAAAAAGCAGAAAAAACAGCGACUGAUAUAUUAAAUACUUUAGGAAAUGCAUCUUUAACGACUGAGGAAUUGACUAUAAACAGUGCUGGAAUUCAAUUGGCAUUGAUUAGUGAUGCCCAUUCCUUACCUGUUGUCGACAUUGUGGUUGAUGGGUUUAUUGUGAAUGCGAAGGACUGGAGCUCCAAUUUCUCUGCCUCAUCCACUUUCAAGGUUCAAUGUAAUGCUUUUAAUUUUGCGAAAUCACAUUGGGAACCACUGUUAGAGCCUUGGUCUCUAGGUUUGUCUGCUUUUCAAAAAAGUGGAACAAAAGAAAUUAGACUUGUAUCCAAGGAAAGUGGACAGUUUACCUUGACGCCGAUGAUGAUAAUGGACUUUCAUAGGAUUAUUAAUUAUUACUUGAAUAAUCGAACCGUGGAAAACGAAAAGCGCCCUGAAGGUUAUCCAUAUGAAGUACUGAAUGAGACUGGCUACUCGCUAUCAGUGCAUUAUGGACAUAAAGGAUCACACGGAGACGAACACUUUAAGCUUGAGUCAGGAAAAUCCAAGCUUUGCCGGUUUGAAGAUAAGGAGGCUUUGACAGCAGGUUUGAUAAAUAAGGAAGAAGAUAUGUCGACAAAGAUACGGGUUUCAUUUGAUGAGAUAUGGUUCCCCGUUGAUCAUAUAUCCGUUCAUCGUGAAGGCUCUUUCUUAUAUGAAUUAAAGCCCAGAGCUGAACGCCCUAAUUUCCUUUUGGUAACCGUGGUUUUGCUAGAAACUAAUGUAAAGAGGAUUAUCCUUUCAUCCCCAUAUUCACUUGUUAACAGAACUAAAGAAGCCAUCGAGUUUGUAUGCAACGACCGAGCGGGUCAUCGUCAGUCUUCAGUUGUUAGAAUUGAACCGCAAGAAACUGGUUACAUCCCUCUUGAUCUUGCAGCAUUGUAUCCUUUGAGGGUUCGCCCGGUCUCAAAGUUAGGUUUCUUUUGGUCUAAUCAGAGUGUAUACUGGAAAUCAUUACUGAAGUCACCAUUGCAAUACUUAUCGUGUAAAUCCAGUAAAACAAAUUGGGAGCAUACCUUUCUGGUUUUCUCAAGAAAUCUAAUGGAAGGUUCUAUGGCUGAUGCUUAUCCUUUUAUGCAAUUAAAUAUCCUUCCUCCUUUGCAGGUACAUAAUUUCCUUCCAUAUGAAGUUAAAGUGCGCAUUUUAGAAAAAAACACUCGUAACGAUUGGCGUUGUUCCCUUAAACCUGGUGAUUCCCUUCCAAUCCUGCACAUGGAUUCAAAGAGCCUUCUUUUGUUAGGCAUAAGUAUUCCGGAAAUUGACCUUCAUUCACUCGAAUUGCCGAUAAUUUUUUCGCCAAUUGGUGCUUGGGAGUCUAUACAAUCGACAAUGAUGCUAUCCUGUUCAAAUAAGAAGGAAAUAGUCAAAUUAAACCUUCAAUAUGACAAAUUACCAGGAACAGACUACGUUUCUGACGUAAAAAUUUAUUCACCAUACUUAGUAUAUAAUCGAACGGACAUCGACAUGCAGCUUUCAGAUGAUAACGACUAUUCAGUGAGCAAUAUCAUACGUGGAGGUGGUUAUACCAGCGAUAUAUCUCCUUAUUUUUUUUCGUUUAAGCAAGAAAACCGAAAAAACCGUGCUGUUUUAAGGAUGAGGGACUCUCGAUUGUUCCAACCACUUAGUCUUGAUACUAUAGGGUCAUCUAGUGAAGUUCAAGUUGAAACAAAGGAUGAUCGAAAAGCAUACAUAUUAGGAGUAUCAAUUGGAGAAUGCACCGGAAAGUUUUGUUUAUCUAAAACGGUAACUUUUACUCCCAGAUAUGUGUUCAGAAAUAACAUGGAUAGACCCUUGUGCCUGAGACAAUUCGGUAGCUCCCAUGUUUGGAAUUUAAAGCCUAAAGCAUUAUACCCCGUCUGCUUAUUCGUGAACUCUGAAGAUAUUACCACCAUUGCAGCAUUUCCAGGUACGAAUAAUUCUUGGUCCUCUGCUUUCUAUAUGAAUAAUCUUGGUAUAACGCACAUAAAAGUAUAUGAACAAAACGAAAAUGGUAACGUAUUGCCGGUUUUGUUACGUAUUUCAGUAUCUCUGAAAGAUGCAUCAUUUUUUAUAGUCUUUGAUUUAGAGACUGUUGCUUGGCCGUUUAAACUGAAAAAUACUUCCUCUAUGGACAUUUUAUACCAACAGAAGAAGCCGGAUCCUUUAAGUUCUGAAUCGAUGUACACUCAACAUUUCAAGAAGAGUAAAUAUGUUUUACAGGCCGGAGAAGAGGCUGAUUAUUGUUGGGACUUCCCUUCUCUUAAAGAUAAAAGACUUGAAGUUAUAGCAGGAAAUGCAGUACAUGAUCUGGAUAUAUCGUCAGUCGGAGAGCUUAGUCCGUGGUUUCCUCAAGAGUUGAAUACUAACAGCCGAUUGAUACCCGAAAUAUCUAUUACUGGUCUCACAAGCAUACUUACUUUUAAAGAAGUAGACGCAGAUUCUCCUCCACAGUUACCGCAUCGCAAAGGCCAGACUAAAGAAGAAGAUAAGAAUGAAACAGAAUUUAAAUUUGCUAUGGACCUGAGUGGUGUUGGAUUAUCUUUAAUUAAUGGUCAGUGUGAAGAGUUUGCUUAUGCUACACUACGAAACCUACUGAUAAAUUUUGAUGAAAGUGCGGAUUUACAUUCACUCUCUGUUUCAUUAGGUUGGUUCCAGAUUGAUAAUCAAUUGUUGGAUUCUCUGCAUCCAAUCGCGUUAUUUCCAUCAGUGAUCACUGAGGAAGUAAAAGAAGAAAACCCAGAAGUGUUGCAAUUCCGUAUCUCUUCAUUGAAAAAUUAUGAUUAUGGCUUGCUAUAUGUUAAAUAUGCUUCCGUUCUUUUGCAAGAAUUAUCUCUUGAACUGGAUGAUCGCCUUGUGUAUAUGUUAUUACGACUUAUAUAUCCUUCUCUUGACGUCUCUCAAAGUACUAAAAGUUUGAAUGAAGAUUCAUUCAAUGACAAAUUUGAACUUCCUAAUUUUGAUGUGGAUGUCUAUCAAAAUGAUGUCUUCUUUGAAGCUCUACAUUUGCAACCCACAAUCUUUAACCUGACAUUUGAAGCUUCAGGAGACAUUGAAAAUCAAAUCAUAAAGGUGAGGACUCCUAAUUCCACCUUGGACUUCAUGACAGGACUUCUCAUGAAUACCUUGGGCAAUAUCCAUGAUGCACCUGUUCAGUUGAAUUCCGUUUUAUUAGAAAACGCUAGGGGAACUGUAUCUGAGCUAGUCUCCAAAAUCAUCACUCAUUAUAAGCAACAAAUUGGAUACCAAAUGUAUAUGAUUGCUGGUCGUGCAGACUUCUUAGGAAACCCCGUUGGGCUGUUCAAUAACUUUGCCUCUGGUGUUUUUGAUAUGUUUUAUGAACCAUAUCAAGGAUUUUUACUUCAAGAUACUCAAUCGAUCGGGGAUUCGCUUGCUCGCGGUACCUCCAGCUUUAUGAGGAAAACCAUAUUUGGCGUUUCUGAUAGUGUAUCUAAACUUACUAGUACGUUUUCGAAGGGAUUGUCUACAAUGACAAUGGAUCCGAAGUAUAAGAUGUCAAGACGUCGUUUUCGAUCAAGAAACCGACCAAAGAAAGCAGCUUUUGGUGUAACAGUCGGUGCGAAUACCUUUUAUGAUAGCAUGACGAGUGGUUUUGAAGGUCUUCGUCGGCCAUUUACUGAUCGAAAAUCUGAUAGUCCUGGCAAAUUCUUGAAAGGAUUUGGCAAGGGUGUUUUAGGUCUGGCAACCAAACCUGCUAUAGGUUUCUUGGAUAUGACCACUAACGUGUCAGAAGGCAUACGAAAUUCAACAGAUGUUCGAGCAAAUCCCGAAAUUGACAAAGCUCGCAUUCCUCGGUUUGUUGGUUUUGGUGGUUUGAUCCAGCCAUACAGAGUUUACGAAUCCCUUGGAAUGUAUUUACUGGCUAUGCUAGCGAAUGGCAUCUAUUCGAAUGAAAAAUAUCUUUACCAUGCCGAGCUUAAGGAUGAAAGAAUACUGUUCAUCAGCACGAAGCAUUUCAUUAUUACUACCUCAAACAACGAAGUUGAAACAGUUACUUCAGUUAGAAAGGUUAAGAAUGUGAGAUUCUCCGAAGAUGAAUUCGUAUGCUCAAUGUAUGAUAUGUCAACUUUACGUCUCCCUCUUCCAGUCGAUGAUAAAAAGAAGGACAGGUGUAUACAAGAAGUCAACAGGGCUUAUGUUGAAUCUCAUCGUUUGCGCUUAAAAGACGUUGAACCUUUCUAAAGCUUGAUAUAAACUCUACUUUUUGUUGUUAAUACUAUUAUGAUCUAAAGUUUUAUAAUUUUUUUGAUGAUUCUAUAGUUUUUAUAGAUAAAUACCUUCUAACAUAUGAUUAAUGAAAAACACUAGGAGAAUAUGAAUAUAACAAUAUACAAUGUUUUCGACCCAUGUUAAUUGUUUCUUGUCUACACAUAUUCUAACUUCUUCCGUACAACAUAAGUUCCUAACCUCG
Molecule: messenger RNA, 9300 nt
Organism: Schizosaccharomyces octosporus yFS286
Lineage: Eukaryota; Fungi; Ascomycota; Schizosaccharomycetes; Schizosaccharomycetales; Schizosaccharomycetaceae
Product: vacuolar protein sorting-associated protein 13b
Exons: 4
Coding region: 66-9071 (3001 amino acids)
Biological process (GO): mitochondrion organization; protein retention in Golgi apparatus; late endosome to vacuole transport
Cellular component (GO): extrinsic component of membrane
Source: RefSeq, a predicted model, not a curated record